This is a messenger RNA of Sander lucioperca (pikeperch), 3883 nucleotides long. It is a transcript of the gene dtd1, whose product is annotated as D-aminoacyl-tRNA deacylase 1. The transcript has 6 exons. The record is from RefSeq and is a predicted model, not a curated record. Gene Ontology annotation, cellular component: cytoplasm. Gene Ontology annotation, molecular function: D-tyrosyl-tRNA(Tyr) deacylase activity. NCBI's taxonomy places the organism in Eukaryota, Metazoa, Chordata, Actinopteri, Perciformes, Percidae. Gene Ontology annotation, biological process: tRNA metabolic process. The coding region runs from base 184 to 807 and encodes 207 amino acids.
AAUUACAGUCAUAUGGGUCUGAGCGACUUGCUUGAGGUCAUUUUUGUCCCGGCAAACCUCCAUUGGAAAAAGGAGAGGAUGUGUGCUGCGUGCUUCGGUCGAUAGAGGGCGACAACGUCCGCCCACGCCCGUAGGUAGGUCUUUGGAAGUUAAGAGAGCGUGUGCCCCAACACAACCAAAACAAUGAAAGCUAUCAUUCAGAGGGUCACCAAGGCGAGUGUGACAGUGGGAGGAGAAGAGAUCAGUUCAAUAGGACGAGGACUGUGUGUACUGCUGGGAAUAUCAGUGGAGGACACCCAGAAGGAUGCUGACUACCUAGUACGCAAGAUCCUGAACCUGCGGCUGUUUGAAGAUGAGAACGGGCGGGCGUGGAGCAAAAGUGUCAUGGACAGGAACUUUGAGGUGCUGUGUGUGAGCCAGUUCACGCUGCAGUGCAUACUGAAAGCCAACAAGCCAGACUUCCACUCAGCCAUGCCUGCAGAGUUGGCCCAGCCCUUCUACAAUAGCAUCCUGGAGAACAUGAGGAGUACCUACAAGCCAGAGCUCAUUAAGGACGGGGAGUUUGGCGCCUAUAUGCAGGUCCACAUACAAAAUGACGGGCCUGUUACCAUUGAACUGAUGUCACCUAGUGGCCCCACAGACCCCAGACAGCUGUCCAAGCAGGAGAAGCAGCAGCAGAGGAAAGAGAAGACGCGCUCCAAGGGCCCCUCAGAGUCGAGCAGGGAAAAAGUCGCGUCACGUUCCCGACAGGACCCCAACGCCAGCAGUGGAGCCGACGGUGAUGUGUCAUCAGAGAGGGAGACCUAAGUCAGCAGGAUGUCAAACCGGGGACAUAACGGUGAGCCCAGUUUCCACAGGAAGGCCUUAAUCCUCAGUGACUCUUACAGCUGACCGUGGACUGUCCUCCUUCCUUUGGACAUCAGCAGGAUUCUCUUGGCCUGUCGCAGAGCAUCACCCCUUUGCCAGUGUCCUUGGCUUCUCUCCUCCAGAUAUACAGUAGAUCCUCCCAACGGAUUGGCUAGGUGUAAAGUAAAAACACUGCCCAGUUUUCUUAGAUCGAUGAAGGGAGUUUGAACAAGGGUGCACAGGAAGGAAACAGCCAUCGGCAGCACUGUACUGUUUUUUUUUUUUCCCUACUGCCUAUCUUUUCAUGUUUCUACUUCCAUCUGGCUUUGUUUCUGUCCCAUCUUUUCCUUUCAGAUUCCCCCUGCCUGUCUCACUCUAAUCCCUGCUUGGAGUCAUGGCACUGACCCUGAAGCAUACAGUAACUCAGCUCCAAGGUGGCAAAAAAAGUAUCAAAGGUACCCAGCCCUACCUGGGUCACAACCCGCGAUGCAUACUGGGCGAUGGGGUUUACACGUCAUCUGAAUGUCUCUCAAACGGCUUCGUGAGGACAAGUGUCAAUUACAUGUACUUGUCCCUCUGUGGACAGGCACACACAGACAUGAAACGGGUUUUGACCGCCUGCCCUUUUUCUGGGAAGUUUUUAUUUUCAAAUAAACGAAUAUAUAUAUUCCUGUUUGCGCACAGCUUUCCUGUCAAACUAAUUUGCAAAAUAAGCGUUCGGGCAGAUUAGACUGUUACGAUUAAAAUAAAUUGAUAAGGAAGUCAGAGUUUUGUUAAUAUAUUUAAAGUUUUUUUUUUUUUUUUUUUUUUUUUUUUAAAUAAAUAAUUAUAAGAAGUGCCCUUUUUCCACUUGAGACCCUGCCCCCCAAAAUGUCUGUGGAGAGGGGCCAUCUGUGCUUCACCAUCAGUGGACACUGGCACCAGUCGGGUUGGGCAGACUUUGGCCUCCCAAAAAUACAUCUACUAUUUAUUAAUGUGUUUGAUUUGCGCUGUCCUGCUGUCACUUGACAGAUCUGAAUGUACAUUUUCUUUUCAUUUUAUAAAGAUGUCAAGGGAAUGCUGUUUUGUGUGUGUGUGUUUUUCCACUGCAUUAUUCUGCUUGUUUUAUAUGUGAUGCAAAAGCAGGGGUGCUUGUCCUUAUUUCUCCUUUCAGCAUCACCACCUGGCCCGUCUAUACUGUCCCAACUUUAGCCCUUUUUUAUUUAUUUUUUUAGUUCAGAAAGUUAUUCCUGGCCAACCAUACCAUACACCUCCCCCCUCCCUCCCUCCCUCCCAUGGUACUGAGCUGAGGUUUCUCCAUGUUGUGGUGGAGAGCAGCAGGAGACGGAGAGGAGCUGCUGUAACAUGGGCCUGGGAGCUCUCGGAGAGAGAAGACAUGACCCAAAUAUGUCUGCUAGCUAGCUAGCCUUAGUACUGCUUCAAAUUGGGCUAUCACUGCAGCUCUCCCACUGCAAUGACUGCAUUGUGAUCCCCAGCGGCAGUCAGGCUUUAAAGGAGACUGCGGAGCCUUGGAUUAUUGAUGUACCGUAGCAAACAUCUGAGAGGGCUGCAAUUGAUUACAGCUGUAACGGGGUGAGAACAGGGAGUGUUGAGUAGGGCAGAUGUUCAAGGUUUGUCUGUUUAUGGAAUCACCUGGGUAUCAAACCAACCGGGCUGUUUGUGUGGACACCCUGAGCUGCGGGGCAGGGCAGUGGGCGCGGUGUCCCUCAGACAUGGGGAAAGUGGGUUAAAUUCCAGGCAUUCUCUCACAUCUAAAGCCACACUGUUUCUGGUUUGUCUUCUCAACAACUUAUCGUACAUCUUGUGCGUGUGUGAGAGUCCUUUGCCAAACCCACUGGCUAUGGAAAAACAAUUUAACUGGAUUUAAUUUGUUUCUCUCUCCCCCCCCCCCUCCCCUCCUUCUUCCCCUCGCGUUUUUUUCUUCUUCUUCUUUUGUGUGCCUCUGAGAGGUUGGGAAUUCAUCUUGUUUAGUAAUUCCAUGCCCAGUCUGAGCUCGCUUUGCAAGUUAGACAGGCCAGGUUCCAUGGGCAGCUCUAGGAUCUCCAUGAUCUCCUUCAUGUGUGGAUUAUUACUAUAGUUUCCUUUUCCCAUAAACGUGGAUUAUUUUUCUUCAAAAUAUGUUGGGCAACUCUGUCAUAUCUCUUGCCUUCCCUCUCUCCCUCUCUCUCUCUCUCUCUCUCUCUUUCUUGUCUUUUAUUUUAUCAGUCUAAGCUCCAUGCUCCUAAGGGUUAAAAAAGCACAAUGAAACCAGUUGCCUAGAGCCCUGACCACUUUUUCCAUUCUUGCUGGAAAGUUUCCAGUGCUAUUUAUAUGAAACUUCAGGCCCGACAAUCAAGAAACCCAUUUGGCCAGGAUAAAGAAUUAUGCAUUAUCCUAAAGAUCUUCUUUUUAACUUAAAUUGGUACGCAGAAAACAUCAGAAAUGGCGGCCACACUGUGAAAUCUAUCUCUGUUUUGUAGACACAGAUAAUGCAGUGAGUGAGCAGACUACAUGUACAAGCAGGCACAAGUGAACUCAAGACCUAACUACUAUUGUGCAGCCAAAGAAAAUACUACACCUAAUCUGUCCUGGCUUGAUGUAUGAUUUGCUGCAGUAAGAGUUCCAACUCUUAUUUUUAGACCAAAAUUCCGAGGAGAAACCGAAUCGGUUGUUUAUUUAUGUUGUCUUUUGGCUGAGAUAGUGACAUAUUUUGGAAUGAUAACAUUAUUACUGCUAUCGUUCGUUAGGAGAUAUAGUUGGCCCAGAAGGCAUCAGUGUUUGGCUGCUGCCCGCAGGGUUUUGUGUGUUUGAAUGGGUGAGUGGGAUUAGUCCAAAACAACUCAAGUUAUUGUUGUGUUCUAUCUUUAUAUGUCUGCUGCAUUCUACCACUAGGCAGCACUGUUGUAAAGCAGGUAUUAGUUGAGAUCCUGAGUACAGAGAGUGAGAGAAGAAGAUGGCGACUACUGAAUGUACCGUGCUUUGCUACCAUGCUUGCUAUUAAGAACUGUUGGAAUAAUGUAAUGCUUCCUGUUGAAGUAAACGGCACUUGUUGAACAUU